Molecule: messenger RNA, 4927 nt
Organism: Betta splendens (Siamese fighting fish)
Lineage: Eukaryota; Metazoa; Chordata; Actinopteri; Anabantiformes; Osphronemidae
Gene: lin54
Product: lin-54 DREAM MuvB core complex component
Exons: 15
Coding region: 565-2982 (805 amino acids)
Biological process (GO): regulation of DNA-templated transcription
Cellular component (GO): nucleus
Source: RefSeq, a predicted model, not a curated record
AUAAAGCUGCUGCAUAAUGUUGGGGGAUGUUGUGGUGAAGUAUCUUAGCGUAAUGUUAACUGCACUAAAAUGCAUUCUGUCAUCCUGCAUAGCUAGGUGUUAGCCUGGGAGCUAACUGAGUUGAUGACGAGGUAAAAAUGGCGGAUCUUUCGAAAUCCAACCCCGGCCUGAAAUAGUAACGCCGCCAGCAAAUAGCUCAUCGCCUUUUCUCACUCUUUUCCCCAAACAGGACCACGUCUUAUAAUGUUUCGCGUGAAUACGUGCUGCUCGGCUACAGUUUUUCUUGGUUUCGUUUAGAGACGUGGGUUGUAUGUGAGCAGGCGGCGGUGUGUGGGUUUACGGCCAGUGCAGGGUUCAUAUGUGGAUUAAUGGUGUGUAGAGAGCAGCAGGACAAAGAUCUGCCUGAGACGAUCGCCGUGGCCUACUUUACCCAGCAUCAGCUGUCAGCUUCUGUCACCACAACCACAACCCAUGGACACCUUGAUUUCAUUAGCUCUCACGUGCCUGCUGGAAAUCAUUAUACUCUCCAUAGCGGGAAUAACUGAGAGCUGAGAAUUCACAAAAAUGGAUGUGGUGUCACCAGAGCUCAACAGCCUCCUCCCUGAUGAGAUCAUGGAUACUGAGGCCAUAGAGGACGUACCCCUCUCCCAACCUAGCGGUACCUCAGACCAACCAGAGUCUGGUGGUGACACAUCAGUCCCGAUGGAGACGGAUACGCCCAUGGCCUCUGAAACUUUGACUCUUUGUGCAGAUGCUACAGAGCAUACACAGACUCUGACCCCCACAGACUCCUCGCUCAGCAUCUGCUCUAAAAGCCAGAUUCCAAUCUCAAUCUCCAGCAUGUCACCUCUUCUUACCCUUAAGCCAGUCCUGGCUACUUCCACUGCCACCACCAAAACCACAGACAGCAUGACUGGGACUAGUGUCACUACAAGUGGUUUACAGAAGCUCUCAGCUCCUUUCACCAUCUCCCCUGCAAACCACCAGAUCAUUCUCAACAAGGUAGCCUCGUCUCAAGCUACAGAAGCAGCAAAGUCAGUGGGCACUUCCCCCCAGGUCAUCAAGCAAGAAGGACAAAAACUGUUGGUUACAGCAAUAGGAAAAUCAGGCCAGCCUAUAGUCCUGCAGUUACCACACACAGGCAGCAAGCCUGGGGUUUCCCAGGUUUCAGGAGACGCCAAGUCUCCCACUCCACAGUUUAAAGUGGUUGCUAUUGGUGGAAGGCCUGAGCUCAAACCAGUGGUGGCAGGUACUGGGAACCAGGUGACCACAUUGCAGGCCCAGCAGCUGAAGACUGUACAGAUUGCAAAGAAAACACCACCAUCCUCGGCUGCGCCGAUUAAGUUUAUUAUCACAAAAACUGUCAACAGUAAAGGCCUGAGUCCUCAGACAUCAGUUGCUCCUGUUCUUGCAGGUCGGGUUCUGACACAGAGUUCGCCAAUGAUGCCUCAGAGAACUAUUAGUCUCUCAGAACCCCACGGCACUACUAUACAAAGCAUUGCUGGAAAAAAGAUUGCUAUUUCACCUCUCAAGAGUCCCAGCAAGGUGACUGUGGUGUCUGUGGCCUCCCCGACCUCCAACGCUUCUCAGAAGUCAGUAGCGCUCCCUGUCAAUGUAGCACUUGGCCAGCAGAUCCUUACAGUACAACAGUCCACGUCCGCGUCGCCGGUCAAGUUGGCCACCAGCCAAACCACAGCUCAGAAUAUCAAACCGGUGCAGUCUGUGGCUGUGGGAGGAGUCGGUAGCUCCCAGUUCAAGACCAUCAUUCCGUUACCUCAAUCAAAUGUGCAGCAGAUUCAGGUUCCAGGAAGCCGGUUCCACUAUGUCCGCCUGGUCACAGCAACAACAGCGAGCAGCACAGCACAGCCCAGUGGUCCCAGCACCAGCUCCAUACAGACAGCUAAACCGAUGGUAGUGAGCACAGGAGCAGUGAGGAUGUCAGUCCCCAUUGUUCCAGCACAGACCAUAAAACAGGUGGCACCUAAGCCCUUAGCAUCAGCAGCACAAGUAGUAACCACCACUCAGACCCAGCAACGCCUGAUCAUGCCUGCAACUCCGCUACCGCAGAUUCAGCCCAACUUUACCAACCUGCCUCCUGGUACUGUCCUGGCACCGGCUCCUGGAGGCGGGAAUGUGGGCUACGCAGUUGUGCCAGCACAAUAUGUCACGCAGCUCCAACAGUCACCGUUUGUGACCAUCGCCAGCAGCUCUGGAUUUCCUGCAACAACUGGUAUCCAGACGCAAGCUAAGAUGCCUCUUAAUGGCUUGUCGACAUCAGAAACCACAUCAAGGCCAAGGAAACCAUGCAACUGCACCAAGUCCCAGUGUCUUAAACUAUACUGUGACUGCUUUGCAAAUGGCGAGUUCUGUAAUAAUUGCAACUGUAAUAACUGUUUCAACAACCUGGAGCAUGAAACAGAGCGCCUCAAAGCCAUAAAGACAUGUCUGGAUCGGAAUCCAGAAGCCUUCAAACCGAAAAUUGGUAAAGGCAAAGAAGGGGAGUCAGACCGGCGACACAGUAAAGGCUGCAACUGCAAACGAUCAGGCUGCCUGAAGAACUACUGCGAGUGCUACGAGGCGAAGAUCAUGUGCUCGUCCAUUUGUAAGUGCAUUGGCUGUAAAAACUUUGAGGAGAGCCCAGAGAGGAAAACCCUCAUGCACUUGGCUGAUGCAGCGGAGGUGAGAGUACAACAGCAGACUGCAGCCAAAACCAAGCUGUCAUCACAGAUCUCAGACCUGCUCAUGCGGACAGCGCCUGUUAUCACGAGUGGCGGCGGGAGGUUGCCUUACACAUUUGUAACGAAGGAGGUGCUUGAAGCGACGUGCGAGUGUCUUGUGGAACAGGCCAAAGAAGCAGAACAGACUCAUCAGCCUCAGGCCGAAGCAGAGAGGAUGAUACUGGAGGAGUUCGGACACUGCCUCAUGAGGAUAAUCAGCUCUGCAGGGAAGGCUAAGGUGGACUCUGCCUCUGUCAGCUGCUAGGCAGAGCACUCUGGCUUUCUUGACCCUCCACGCGCCCCAGCUGUGGGGGCCAAGGGGCAUUGCUUACUCCUCACUGUCGCGGACCCCUGGGAUUUCUCUCAGCAAGGAAACAGGUCGUUGCCUCUGAUCAAAAGGCAGAACAAUCACCUAAAGUAGUCAGACUCCCCUGUGAUGGCUAAACGUAGGCCAGCUGGAAUAAUAAACGUGGAACAUCUGUUUGAACCGUUCAUCUACUCUAACUGAAGGACAAAUGGACGCAGCAAACUUCCUCUGGUGGAUCUGCCUUCGAAAGUGUUCUCACACUUUUUCACCUGACUUUGAUGGACAGGAUUUUAAUGUUUGCUCACUUUAUUUUCUAUCAAAUUGCUUUUCUCCAAACUUCUGUUCUUCCAUUUUUAUUCUGUUUUUCUUCUUUCUAUGUUCCCAUUUUGAGGUUUUGGGAAAAACUGCCUGUAAUUUUUAUGUAUUUGCGCUUAUGACAAACAGAACAUGUAUCUUUUUCUAUUUAUUUUGACAAGUAUUUGAGCGCUAAUAUUGUGUGGCUUUCAUUGCUGCAAACUGUUAAUUAUUAACCACGGCUAGGUUGAAAUGAGACUAGUAGAAGCAAUGUUAGGUUUUAUCCCAGUAUGAUGAAUGCAAACACAUAAUGCAUUAUGCACACACACAGAGCACUGCAAAGAUCUGGCAGAAAAUGGCUAACCUGGUGGAGGUGCACAUUUCUUCUGGUGCUGUUUUGUUAGUCACAUGCUUACUGUACAUUAAAAUAUUAUUAACUGAAAAUCAAUCAAGACCUAUUAAAUGAUGUUCAUACCUACAAGUGAAGAAGUUAAUGGGAUGAAAAGAGAACUCAAUUAAAUCGUAUUAUUUCAGUGCAAGAAAACAAUUUAAGAGGAUUCAUUGAUUUCAUGUUUUUUUGGCCUCACUGACACUCAACUUUAAUUUAAUUGUCAUUGCACAAUUAAUGUAUAUACAUGACAAUGAAAUUUGUCCCUGCGUUUGUCACCCCCAGACCAAAGCUCACAGAUGGAAACAUGAUGUAUCCCUCUUUUAAAAGAAUUUAGACUCUUUUCUGUGACACAACAUUGUCCUUGUGUCUUGGUGUCUAAAAUAUCUUGCUAUGCUGACUUAUAGUCACACUACAUGAAGUCUAAUGGGUUUCCUGUAGAUGCCCUGUAGAGGAGCUGGCAGUCCAGUCAAACUAAAAAAAGAAACGCUGCAAAGGUCGACGAGGACAUCAUAGUUUCCUUUUCUUCCCUUUUUAAGUCUCAAUUAUACAAUGAAAAUAUUUUAAUUUGUUGUAAUGUUAUUGUCUAGAUCAACUUUAUAAAAGUCCAAUGUCUGUUUUAGACCCAAAUACUUGUCAUUAUUUCUGCAGGUUCUCAGACAUUCCCCCAGAUUUGUAGCAUUGUUAUUUGUAGUUUCUAAUAUUAGGGCUGUAUCAUGCUGCUGACUGGAUUCACAGAGUGACAUGCACGAGCAGCUCUAAAACAAAUAUAUGGAACGAUUUAAUGCUACAUGUUUUCCUCCCCAUCAAUACCUCCCAAGUCCUGCCUACACCUAGCGACUCUAUUACCCACAAUGCAACCUUUUAGAUUAAUUUGCUCUCUGUCCUGUCAUGUGCGCAGUGUUCGCUGGAGGGUGGUAGUGCGCGCGCAUGCGCAGAGCUAAAAGCUGCAGUAGAAGAACAUUGUAAAGCGGAGGAGUGUGCAGGUCAAGCACAUGUGAGCGAAACUCGGAAGAUUUUGAGACGAGGCUACGAGCAGAUCAGGGCUUUCUUUCUGGAGAGAAAGGCUUCAGUGACGUCAGCUUUGGAUCAGCUAUGCAUGAUUGACCUGCUGAGGAGGAUCGAGGCCAGAUGUGCAUCUACUAAAAGCAGUGAAUGUUUUUUUUAUUGGGGUUUAUUGUAAAAGUUGUUCGUGAACAAAUAAAAACAAACUGAAGAAAA